GGGAAGUUGUUUGUGUUGAGGAGCAGGAAGCAUAAUUUUAUAGUCGCGGACUGUUGAGACUCAACAUUUAGGAGUUUUUUUGCACUUUUACUGAAUAUAAUUUAUAUCCAUCCCUUCAAAUUUUUUUUAAUUUCCCCGUAAUUCUCCACGAAGCACAAUAUCUAUGUGAUGUUUCCCAGGAGAGAGCUUCGGCUUAUGUGGAGAUGGAGGAGCGGGCCCGCAGCUGUCUGCUGCGCUCCAGAGCUACUCUGGAGCAGGACAUCAAAGCACGCAACCUGAUGGACCAUAUGAUCAGUGAUGGCGUCCUGACCAACGAUGAAGAAGACAGGAUUGACAGCAAGGGUACCAGGAAAGAGAAGGCUGCGGCUUUGCUGGAGUUGCUGUUGAGGAAAGACAACAGGGCUUAUAUCUCAUUUUACAAUGCUCUGAUCAGGGAGAGCUAUGGAGAUCUGGCCAACCUCCUCCAUAAUGACAUCCCUGUUUUGAGCCCCGAAGGAGAGAAAAGCUUUGCGGAUGGCGUGUCUAGUGCUGUUCAGGUGAUUCUGAGUGAAGGUGGGGUACCUCAGAGACCCGUGGUGUUUGUAAGCCGACCGACUCUGCUAAAUUUGAUCCGGGACAAGCUGAAACAGCUAAGGGACACACCAGGCUGGGUCACUGUGUUUGGCAUGGCAGGUUCAGGGAAGUCUGUGAUGGCUGCGGAGGCUGUUCGUGAUCAUGCUCUCAUUAAGGAGUGUUUUCCAGGUGGAGUCCACUGGCUUUCUGUAGGUCAGUGCGAGCGAGCGGAUCUUCUGGUGAGGAUGCAGUCUCUGUGUUUCCGUUUGGAGCAGGGUCAAAGUUCAGAUGGGACCCAGCGAGCCCCCUCCUCUGUGGAGGAGGCCAAAGAACGCCUGCGAUUCCUGAUGCUCCGCAGGUUCCCCAGGUCCCUGCUGAUUCUUGAUGAUGUUUGGGACACUUCAGCACUCAGGUCGUUUGACAUUCAUUGUCGAGUCCUCCUGACCACAAGAAAUCGAAGUCUGACUGAUUCAGUGAGCGGUAAGAAGUGUGAAGUACACGUUGAGAAUGGUCUGAAUGAGGAAAAAGCCCUGGAAAUUCUCGCUUUGUAUGUAAACGGGAAUGCGCAGAAACUUCCAGAACAGGCUCGCAGCAUUGUUGGUGAAUGUAAAGGUUCUCCUCUGGUGGUCUCUCUGAUUGGAGCACUAUUGAGGGAGUUCCCUGACCGCUGGGACUACUACCUGCGGCAACUGCAGAAGAAACAAUUCAAGCGGAUCCGAAAGUCAUCAUCCUAUGACUACGAAGCUUUGGACCAGGCCAUGGACGCCAGCCUGCAGGUUCUGAAGCCCGAGCACAGAGACCUGUACAGGGACCUGAGCAUCAUGCAGAAAGAUGUUAAAGUGCCUGCUAAGGUUCUUUCAGUGCUAUGGGAUCUUGAGAUAGAGGAAGUUGAGGACGUCCUGCAGGAGUUCGUAAAUAAGUCGCUGCUGUUUCGCGACUGUAACAAGCGGCCGUACCUCUAUUACCUUCACGAUCUGCAGCUGGACUUUCUUGCCGAGCAGAAUCGUACUGAAAUAACAGAACUUCAUAAAAAGAUGGUCCAUCGAUACCAGCAGUUUUAUAAUAAAGCUGCACCCAGUCCCGAAGAUAAAGACUGUUUGUUCUGGUACCGGUUUCUCCCUUAUCACAUGGCUAAUGCGGGCCUGUCUAAGGAGCUUUAUUCACUGAUGUUUUCAUUGGAAUGGGUCCAAGACAAAACUCAGAUAAUGGGAUCAGCCCAUCUUAUCAAUGACUAUGUGGAAUAUGGUGAAGUACUAGAUAAAGAGAAUAGUGAGGUGAGGCUACAGUUUCAGGAGUUCCUGUCUCUGAACAGUCACCAGCUGGAGCAGAGACCGUUUCCAGAUGUGGUGCAGCUGGCUUUGUCUCAGCCCAACUGCUCAGAGGUCUACAAGCAGGCUUUGAUGCAGGCACAGCAGCGGGCCAGGAGGGGGCAGCUCUAUUUCGACUGGGUAAACAACAAUAGCAUGGACAGUUUGUCUCGACUGGUCAUGAAUCCACAACAGGGGUCCAUCUACUAUGCCUGCUUUUCCAGAGAUGGAAGCAAAAUCGCUUCGUGUGGCACCAACAAGAAUCUUCGAGUCUUUAAAACGACCUCUGGAGAGAAGCUGCUGGAGAUUGACGCUCAUGUCGAUGACGUUCUGUGCUGUGCCUUCUCCCCUGAUGAUCGCUACAUAGCAACCUGCUCCAGUGACAGGAAGGUUAAGUUGUGGAACAUUGAGGGAGGCAUUCUGACCAGAGAGUUUGACGUGGAACAUGAUGAACAAAUCAACCACUGCCAGUUCACCAACACGGGCCGUCGUGUCCUGCUGGCCACCUGCUCUAAUGACAAAAUCGGCAACACUAAGCUCUGGAACCCGAAUAAGCAGAGCUCUCAGAACACAUUGUUCGGACACUUUGAGCCUGUCAAUCACUGCUGCUUCUCUCCAAACGACACCUACCUUGCCACUUCAUCCAGUGACGGUACCUUGAAGCUGUUCGAGGUGUCGUCUGCAAACAAGUGGAAAACAAUCAAGGUCUUUAACUUUUUCCCAGAGAGUGACGACGAAAUAAACCCUAUUGUGAAAUGCAGCACGUGGUCAGCCGACGGCUCGCGGAUCAUUUGUGCUGCCAAGAACACAGUGUUUGUUUUUGAUGUUGCAACGUCAGAAAUGCUUUUAGAGAUGAAGACGAGUCGUCUGAGCACAGUGCAAUACUGCCACGCCUGUCCCAACAGCAGCCUGCUGGCCGUCGCUCUGUCCCAUUAUACUGUGGAGCUGUGGAAUUUUGAGACCAGUAAGAAGACGGCCGAAUGCAACGGACACCUGAGCUGGGUUCAUUGUGUCCAGUUUUCUCCUGAUGGGUCACUGCUGUUGUCUUCCUCUGAUGAUCAGACCAUCAGGUUGUGGGAGACGGAAAAGGUUCACACUUCAUCUGCUGCGGCUCUGAAGAGAGACUUUGAUGUUCUGUUCUCACAGAAUGACAUUACAAUAGUGACCGCCGACAGUCAAAACAGACUGCAGGUACGGACCGGAUCUGAAGGUGCCGUUCUGUUCGAGAGCGACACGUUUCCAUCCAGGAUUCGCUGUACGUGUAUCAGCAGGUGUGCUCAUGUGGCCAUGGGAACUGAGGAUGGUGGCGUUCAGACAGGAAGUGUGAAAGUCAGACAGUUUCUGAAGAACAUUGCCUGGAGAACUUUGCAGCUGCUGGCCUUACAGCGUGAUUUUGUGCUGGCACUAGGGCUAGAGACAGGUACAGUGCAGGUGUUGGAGGUCCCAUCUGGAAAUCUUUUGGCGACGCUCUCAGGUCACACCAGAACAGUUCACCACUGUCAGUUCACUGAUGACGGUCAGACCCUCAUCACUUCCUCAGAGGACGCCACCGUCCGGGUGUGGAAGUGGAGGAUAGGUGAAUGUCUUGUGUUGGAGGGUCAUAAGGAGCCAGUCCGAAAGUUUCACCUGUUGAACUCCUCAUCUUCCUCUCCUCAUGUUCUCUCAUGGUCUUUCGACGGCACCGUCAAGGUUUGGGAUCUGAACAGUGGACAGAAACUGCAGGACAUCACGUGUCAUAAGGGAGCUGUGCUGUCAUGUGACGUCUCCUCUGACAAACGGCUUUUUGUCUCCACCUCGGCUGAUACAACGGCCAAGGUUUGGAGCAGCGUCUCAUGGGAAAUGGCGUUUCUGCUUAAGGGACACAAAGACUGCGUGCGUAGCUGCCGAUUUUCUUGGGAUAGCAAGCGGCUAGCAACGGGCGAUGACAAUGGAGAAAUAAGGCUAUGGAGCAUGAUAGAUGGAUCUCUGCUUAAGAUCUGCUCUCGGGACACUAAAGACUCAAUGGAUUCUUUGCACGGUGGAUGGGUAACUGCCCUGCACUUCUCACCUGAUAACAGGGUACUCGUCUCAACAGGAGGAUACAUCAAGUGGUGGAGCGUGGAGACAGGAGAGGCACUGCAGACUUUCUACACGAUGGGAGCCAGUCUGAAACACAUCCACGUGUCACCUGACUUCAGCACUUUCAUCACCAUUGACAGCAUUGGAAUCCUUUACAUUUUAAAGAAAGUCGAGGGAGGCGGGGCUUAAACUUUAAACAGUGUUGGGAACCUUUUUUUUCUUUAAA
This is a messenger RNA of Misgurnus anguillicaudatus (oriental weatherfish), 4143 nucleotides long. The record is from RefSeq and is a predicted model, not a curated record. NCBI's taxonomy places the organism in Eukaryota, Metazoa, Chordata, Actinopteri, Cypriniformes, Cobitidae.